AUGCCGUCCCAGAGAGCUCUAGUCAUUCCCGCCGAGAGAGCUCCAUUCAAGCUCGUCAACGACUGGCCCAUCCCCAAGCCCGGUCCCAAGGACGUGCUAGUCAAGCUUGCGUCCAUCGCGCUCAACCCCGCCGACUGGCGCAUUCAAUCCGGAGGUAUCGUCGAGGAAGUGGGAUCGGAGGUGACGAACCUCGCUAAGGGUGACAAGGUGUUGUUCGAGGGCGCGUUCGAUAACACGCGUGCGACCUUCCAGGAGUACACCCUCAACUGA
Molecule: messenger RNA, 270 nt
Organism: Dichomitus squalens LYAD-421 SS1
Lineage: Eukaryota; Fungi; Basidiomycota; Agaricomycetes; Polyporales; Polyporaceae
Exons: 3
Coding region: 1-270 (89 amino acids)
Molecular function (GO): oxidoreductase activity, acting on NAD(P)H
Source: RefSeq, a predicted model, not a curated record